Messenger RNA from Antechinus flavipes (yellow-footed antechinus), 1023 nucleotides. It is a transcript of the gene COPRS, whose product is annotated as coordinator of PRMT5 and differentiation stimulator. Gene Ontology annotation, cellular component: nucleus. Gene Ontology annotation, molecular function: histone binding. The record is from RefSeq and is a predicted model, not a curated record. The transcript has 4 exons. Lineage: Eukaryota; Metazoa; Chordata; Mammalia; Dasyuromorphia; Dasyuridae. The coding region runs from base 89 to 706 and encodes 205 amino acids.
CCGUGUUGCCUUUCGGCCGGCAGCAUGGGGAGGUCGUCACGUGGGGGCGGCGGCGGCGGCAGCCGCGGCGCCUCGGGGACUAGCGGGCAUGGAGCCGCGGGCUGCAGGGGCCGAGGGCGGCGAGGGGCCGGCAGCCCCGGAGGGAGAGCCGCCGCCACUGCGAGGCGCAUGGGCGCAGGAAGAGAAAGAGGGGCCGAGGCCAAGGCCGGAGCUGGAGUCGCGGGAGAGGCCUCUCAGUCCAGUGGCGGUCAGGUUGGCCAUGUCUGACCACUUCUAUCAAAAGAAGGAAGGAGAUAAGGAAGAGGUCAUGAGAUGGAGACCAAAACUAGUCUGUGGGGCUCAGGGUAUGUCUGCCAGAGAGGAGGAGGACCAUCCUGAAGAGGAUGAUGUGCAGGAUUGCGGGGACUCUGAGGAAGACUUGAACUGGGAGCUGGAAGACGGAAUGGAGAACAUUGUCCCUACAGAACAGAAGGCCGAGCCUCCCAUUAAGGAAGACUGGGACACUGAGCUGAUCGCAGAUCAAGGGAAUCCGUACGGUGCUGAAGACAUCCACCGUGCCAGCAUUCAAGAUUUCUGUUUUUGGGCACCUCGAGCCCAGCAGGGAGACAUGAUCUAUGACCCCAGCUGGCACCACCCUGCCCCCCUGACUCCCCACUAUUCCAAAAUGGUCUUUGAGACGGGGCAGUUUGAUGAUGCUGAAGACUGAUGGGAAACUUUGGGAUGCUUUUUUGCCUUGUGAGCCGGCCUGGAGGGGGUCUCCCCUUGGCCUUUUCCCCAUCCAUCACAUUCCCUCAUUCCCACUUGUGAGGUGGGUUCUCACAUGGGGAAUGGUUUUGGGGUGCAUCCUGGAAGCUGCUGCAUUUUCAUAGACUGUUGUUUAAGAAGGGAAAGAAGUUCUUUCUCUUAGUUUUCUUUUGGGUUUUGUUGGCACAAUCUUUCCUGGAACAAGGGCACUGUGGCAUCAGAGGAGGGGGGAGGAUCCUGGUGGGGGAUUUUUUUUUCUUAAAUAAAAGUUAAAAAUCA